This is a messenger RNA of Ascoidea rubescens DSM 1968, 2991 nucleotides long. RefSeq names its product ATP-dependent RNA helicase DBP10 (gene DBP10). The transcript is spliced from 2 exons. Lineage: Eukaryota; Fungi; Ascomycota; Saccharomycetes; Ascoideales; Ascoideaceae. Gene Ontology annotation, cellular component: nucleus. The record is from RefSeq and is a predicted model, not a curated record. The coding region runs from base 1 to 2991 and encodes 996 amino acids. Gene Ontology annotation, molecular function: RNA helicase activity; RNA binding; ATP binding.
AUGUCUUCUAGUGAUGAUGAUGACAGAAAUAUUGAGAAUGUGUUUGAUAUUGCACAGGAUUUAGUAAGAUCUGGUAAUGAAUCAGAGAGUUCGCUUGACAAUUUAAAUAGUGAUUCAGAUAGUGGAAGUGACAGUGAGAUUGAAAUUCAAGAUGAGAUUUUAUCUUCGAGUGAUGAGGAGUCCUCAAAUAAUAGAAAAAAGAGUGAGAAAAAGACCCUGGGUUUAAAAGAAAUGCCCAAGAUUAACUUAUCGGAUGAUGAGGAUGAUGAUAGUGGAGAUGAAAAAAUCACCAAUCUUACCGCUGAUUCAUCGUCCAGUGUAAAGAAACCCAAGAAUGGGUCAUUUGCAUCAUUUGGACUUUCUAAAAACAUAGUAAUUAAUAUAUCCAAGAAAGGAUAUAAGCAACCAACGCCUAUUCAAAGGAAGACUAUUCCAUUAAUUAUCCAAGGGAGAGAUGUUGUUGCAAUGGCAAGAACUGGGUCGGGCAAGACAGCAGCAUUUAUUUUGCCACUUGUGGAGAGAUUAAAAGUUCAUUCAGCCAAAAUUGGUUCAAGAGCUAUUAUUUUAUCGCCCACUAGAGAAUUAGCGCUACAAACAUUUAAAGUUGUUAAAGAGUUUUCAAAGAAUACGGAUUUGCGAAGUGUUUUAUUAGUUGGUGGUGAUUCAUUGGGGGAUCAAUUUAGUUCGAUUCUAAGUAAUCCAGAUAUAAUAGUUGCCACACCUGGGCGAUUUUUGCAUCUAAAAGUUGAGAUGAGUUUAGAUUUAAAGACGGUUGAGUAUAUUGUAUUUGAUGAAGCAGAUAGAUUAUUUGAGAUGGGAUUUAGCGAGCAAUUGAAUGAGUUAUUAGUUGCGUUGCCUUCGAAUAGACAAUCGUUGUUAUUUUCGGCCACAUUACCAGGGUCGUUGGUUGAGUUUGCUAAAGCAGGGUUGAGUAAUCCUGUUUUAGUUCGAUUAGAUUCUGAGACUAAGAUUUCUGAUGAUUUGCAAAUGGCGUUUUUAAGUGCAAAGAAAAGUGAGAAGGAGUCUAUAUUAUUGUAUUUAUUGCAAAGGGUUAUCAAGGUUCCGUUUCCAAAUGAGGAGGAUAUUAAGAGGAUUAAAGAGUUUGAUAAUAGUGCAUAUGAGAAUGAUGAAUCCGAAUCUGAUUUUGAAUCGGAAGAAAAGGAUAAAAAAAAAAAUAGAAAAUUUAAUAAUAAGAGCAAUAAGAAGAAUAAUAAUAAUAAAAGAAAAUAUAGGAAACCAGUUGUGAACCAAGUUAUAUCUAAGCAUUCUACUAUUAUUUUCGUGCCCACACGACAUCAUGUUGAAUAUGUUAGCAAUUUAUUGAUUAAAUUUGGAUAUAGUAUAAUUUCUGGUAUUUAUGGCUCAUUAAACCAAGUGGCUAGAAAUAAGGAAAUUAAAAAGUUUUCUUAUGGAUUAAGUUAUAUAAUGGUUGUUACAGAUGUUGCAGCUAGAGGAAUUGAUAUACCGAUGUUAUCCAAUGUUGUAAAUUUUUCAUUACCAAGUUCAUCUAAGAUAUUUAUUCACAGAAUUGGUAGAACAGCCAGAGCAGGUAAUAAAGGGUGGGCAUAUUCGAUAUUAGAGAAACAAGAAUUGCCGUAUUUAUUAGAUUUAGAGAUCUUUUUGGGAAAAAAGGUAUUGUUAACGACAAUGCAUGAGAAAAAAUGCGAGAUAUUAAAGGAUAGAAUAGAGGAAGCAGAAGGAAAAGGAAAGGAAGAUGAAAACGUGGGUGAGUUUGUUGAACCGAUAGUAUCAUACAAUGAUAGAUUGGUGCUAGGGUCUGUGCCUAGAAUGGAGUUGGAAGAUUAUAUUGAGAGUUUCAAUGGUAUAAUUAAGAGUAAUUAUGAAUUGCAAACUCUUCAAGAUGUGUCUAAAAAGGGAGAGAAAUUGUACUUGAGGACAAGAGUUGCAGCAUCUAAUGAAUCGAUAAAGCGAUCUAAAGAGUUGGUCAACAAUGGUUGGGAUGAACAAAAUCUACUUUUUGGCAAAAACUUGGAAAAAGAAAAGGAUAUUUUUUUGCAAAAAUUGCAAAACCGGAAAAAUAAGAUUACAGUGUUUGAAUUUAAUAAGAACAAUGAAGAAAUGAUUGAGUUUAUGAACAAAAGAAGAAGACAAAUUGCACCCAUAAGAAGAAAAGCCGAAGAAAAGAAAAAACUAUUAGAAAAGGAAAGAAUCGCAGGGCUAACACACAAUAUUGAAGAUGAGAUUCUCCAAGGCAAAAACGUGGGGGGAGAUGAAGUUGGAUACAGUGUUUUAAGAAAUGCCAAAGGUGAUGAGGAAGAUGGCGAGAGCAUGUUGAACGGCUUUGAAACUGCUGAAGAUGUGAAGCACCAAAACAGGCAAAAGCAAAAGAGAAAGACAUUCAAAGACGCCAACUAUCUCUCGCAUUAUCCCUCGACGGCCAGCAUCCAGGACCGACAAUUGGCGGUGAACGACAACACCAGCGGCGGCUUUUUGAACGGCAUGCUGGACGCGCGCUUUGACUUGGACAACGACGACAAGGUGCAGGUGAACAAGCAGACGAUGCGCUGGGACAAGAAGAAGGGCAAGUACAUCAACUCCAAGUCUACCGACAAGAGGUACAUUACGGGGGAGAGUGGCCAGCGAAUCCCAGCGUCCUACAAGGCUGGUAAGUUUAACGAGUGGCGACAGAAGCAGCACAUCUCCAGGGCUAGCUUGCGGGCCGGCGCGCGCGAAAACACCGACGCUGCUUCCUCUGGUGCUUUUGCCGCCGGGGCCGAAGACAACCACGGCCGCCGGUUCAAGCACCGCAAGGUGACCGCACCCCGACAGCCCGACAAGUUCCGCGACAAUUACCAGGCCCAGCGCAAGAAGGUUGAGUCCGCGGUCGACCGUGGUGUAGCGGUAAAGGGCUUUGUCAAGGCUGGUACCGGCCGCAGAGAGCUUCGGAGCGCGGAGGAAAUUCGCAAACAGCGGGAGCUCAAGGAGAGACGUCGCGCAAAAAACGCGCGACCUAGCAGAAAGAAACGCUAG